AUGGCCGCCCCAAGCUGCCCCAGUGUGCCGGAACUUCGUGAAGCGCUCGCGAAGGCCGAAGCUCAGCACGCUGACAACCAGGAAGCCCUACAAACUGCCGGGCAUCAGGGACAACGUCUUCUGGCUGAGGAGCAAGCGCUGCGGCAGAGCUUGGAGUCUUGUCGGCAAGAGCUGGAGCAGGCCGCAGAGGAGCGAUCCACGCCCGUCUCUGAGAAACGGCCGCAAGCCAGGGCCCAGCAUGAGCUGGAGCGACUCCAACUUCGGAACCAGCUCAUGGCAGAGGAGUUGGAGGAACACGAGAAUGCAAGAUCCCGGUCGAUCUCCACGCCACGCCGCCACCGGGGCAAAUCGCAAAGUGAGGAUGGUCGGAUGCGGCUUCAAGAACUUAAUCAGGAGCUGGCAGAGAUCAAGACUGCAGAAGAGGAUGCCGCGCAUGGUUGGGCGCAGGAGCAGCGCCUGCUGGCUUCGGAGGUUCUGGAGGCUGAGGAGUCAGAGGCCAGAAUGCUGAAGCAGAUGAGAGAGAAGCUAAAGCAAAUCAACGAAAGGAAUGAUCUGUUAAAGGAGGAGCUGCGAAGCGAAGAGGCCAAGACACAAGGAAAAACACUUUCUUUGCAGACUGCUGUCGGGCAGCUACGCGCAGAGCUGAAGUGCUGGAGCACGGGCGGCGGAAGCCCUUCCCACUCCCAAAAUCGUCAUGGCCAUGGCUCCAGUGCAGGGAGCGAGGUUUGGAGCGGCCGUGCCUCUGAGAGCUCUUUGGGCUCCGGCUCGCAUGGCUCACGAGGCUCAGGAGGCUCAGACUCACAAAACUCCGAGUCCCAGGGCUUCGGCUCUGGCCAGCGCAAGGCUCGGAGGCGCCCAACCUCCAGCUUCAAGCCUCUGGAGCAAAUGGUCGCCACCAAACCCACGGAGACCCGUAGCGAACACCACGAAACAGACGAGACGGCGACCUCGAGCGCCUCCACAGCACUGCGCUCUUUGCGGAACUCGGUCUCAGGGCUUAUGGACGACGCACUGCUCCGUGUAGGCGAGCUGCUGCAGGACUCGGGCAGCACGGUCAGGGAGAGCAAGAUGGAGCCUAUUGCAGAGACAAAGUUCGAGCAAGAGGACGUAAGUGAAGGCUCGCCGGAAACGCUGACUGAUUUGUGGAAGGGGAGCCACCGGGAGAGUGCGUCAGCAGCUUUUGCUCAUUUCGGGGCAUUGCUGCAACAGCAAGUGAGCAGCGCGGCAGAGAUGGCAGCUACUGCCAUGCCCAGCCGGGGUUGA
Molecule: messenger RNA, 1263 nt
Organism: Symbiodinium sp. CCMP2456
Lineage: Eukaryota; Dinophyceae; Suessiales; Symbiodiniaceae
Source: the annotation of a GenBank genome assembly